UCCAUGGGAAACAACAACAAAAAAAUAAAAAAAAAUAAAGAAAGGAAACAAACAAAGAUCCCUCCUUUUUACUUCCAAGUAAACCCAUCUUCCCUCCAAAUCCAAAUGCCCUUCUCUCUCGCCGUCUUAAGGGUCCCUCUUCUCUCGUUCUCUUCUCCCGCGAAAAACCUGAGGAUGUCUCGGACCAGGCUCUCUUCCCGAUCUCUUCCAUCAGAGGCCCAAAACCCUAACCCAGAGCUAAAUCCAGGUUCUGAUGGUUCUGAUGGCAUUGCUGGAUUGGGGAUUCGUGGUUAUGCGGGAAAAAAGAGGGUCAAAAGGAUGAUCGAAAUUAAUGCGGAGAAUCCAGAAGGAGAAGCUCGUGAUCAGAAAAUUGAUCACUUGCCUGACAUUGAAGAGUUUGCAUAUAAUAAGGCCAAGGCAACUAAAACUUCAAGUAAGGUGAAGCUUGCAUCUGCUCUUCCAGUUGGUAUGGACAAGAGGACAGACCUUUCCAUAGUACCAAAAGUGGAACCACCAACAAAUUGGGAAGAAGUCCUUGAAGGGAUUAAGAAAAUGAGGUCCUCUGAGGAGGCCCCAGUAGACUCCAAGGGAUGUGAAAAGGCGGGUAUUCUUCUACCACCAAAGGAAAGAAGAUUUGCAGUUUUGGUUUCUUCCCUUCUAUCGAGCCAAACCAAGGAUGCAGUUACACAUGGUGCCGUGCAGCGUCUCACUGAGAAAGGCUUACUUGAUGCUGAUGCCAUUGUUAAAACUGACGAAGCAAGCAUGGCUAGUUUGAUCUAUCCGGUUGGAUUUUACCUGAGAAAGGCUCAUUACAUAAAGAAAGUUGCUGAAAUUUGUCUUGAAAAGUAUGAUGGAGACAUCCCAAGUUCUUUAGAUGAACUGUUAGCGCUUCCAGGCAUAGGUCCGAAAAUGGCACAUCUGGUUAUGAACGUCGGAUGGAAUAAUGUUCAAGGGAUUUGUGUCGAUACUCAUGUGCAUCGAAUUUGUAAUCGCCUUGGAUGGGUAUCACGACCGGGAACAAGAAAGAAAACUUUGACUCCAGAAGAGACAAGAGUGUCUUUGCAAACAUGGCUUCCGAAGGAUGAAUGGGUUCUGAUCAAUCCACUACUGAACCGAUCGUGUUGUAGCAUCUUUUCUGAUGUGAAAUAUGAAGCAGGCACUUCAGCUUUCGGUUGGAUUCGGGCAAACAAUUUGCACUCCUCUCAGACCUCGGUGCGGAAUCUGUGGUAUAAACAAAUUAUGCCCAUCUGCUUUCAUGGAGACGGCAAGCCCCAGUUCAAAAGCUAAGAAAUCAAGCCCAAUUAAAAGAUCUUAACCAACUUCUCUUGCCUUUAUUGCAUAGGACUAACAUUUUAUAUACUGCAUAUCGAGAAGUUGUUUCUUAUUCAUCUUUUUUUGAAUAUUUAUGUUGGUAUAGUGCGGGUUGUACCACAAUUCUGAAAAGAUGCUUAAUUUUGUAUCAGCAUCCGUUACAGACUUUAUUGGAAAAAACCUACUAAGGGGCAUUGUAAAGGCAAUUAAGAUGAAAUGAAAUGAAAUGGGAAUUGAUUAUGGUACA
Molecule: messenger RNA, 1558 nt
Organism: Phoenix dactylifera (date palm)
Lineage: Eukaryota; Viridiplantae; Streptophyta; Magnoliopsida; Arecales; Arecaceae
Source: RefSeq, a predicted model, not a curated record